AUGUCCCCUUCCUGCUUUUCUCUGUUCAAGCCCAAGUCGGGUCGACAGGAGCAACCUCACGACUCUGAGAAACUGCCUCCUUCAUACGAGGCAACCUCUACCGUUUCGACGUUGAUCUCUGCGACCGAAGACUGGAAAUGCUACGAGGAAGAGCACAGUGACAGGCUGGACACGACUCAGAGAUUGGAACAACUCCGAGGCUUGAUGAAACAACAUGGGAUUGACUAUUACGUCAUACCGACCGACGAUGCUCAUCAAUCCGAAUAUGUUGCACCAGCCGAUAAAAGAAGACAAUUUAUAACAGGCUUCACUGGUUCUGCUGGCCAAGCCGUCGUUUCAGCAGACAAGGCGUAUCUUGUCACGGACUCGCGAUACUGGCUCCAAGCAGAACGCGAGUUGGACAGCAACUGGGAGCUGGUAAAGUCCAGAGGGCCUGGUCUACCCAAAGAUUGGACCGAGUGGCUUCCAUUUCAUGCUAGGAAUUCACGCAUCGGAAUCGACGGUCGCUAUAUACCACACUCGACCGCUGUUCUUCUGGCUGCACGACUCGAGCGAUUAGGCUCCGAGUUAGUCUAUCCUGAAGAUAACUUCGUCGAUUCCAUUUGGAAAGAUAGGCCUUCUCGAAGCCAAGAACGUGUAUUCCUUCACCCUCUCAAGUUCACAGGCGAACAUGCCCGUGACAAACUGAGGAGGUUGCGCGAAUGGAUCAGACAACAGCCCGAAGAUCUGUUUGCCUCCGAUGACUGUGAACAACCAGUCGCAACGGUGAUUUCUAGCUUGUCUCAUAUCGCGUACAUCCUGAAUCUGCGAGGACGAGACAUUCCAUACCAUCCUGUCUUCUUUUCUUAUCUCUUCGUAGGCUUAGCUCGCACAACCCUUUUUGUUCACUCAACGAAGGUUUGCGAGGGGGUUCAAUUGUACCUGUCCUCUCUUGAUGUCGACAUUAGACCGUACGACGAUAUUUGGGGAUAUUUGAAGAGUCGGGAAUGGGGCAAGGAAGGCAAGGUGGUCAUAGCACCGCAGACAUCGCAUGCAAUUGCUCGUGCGAUUUCAUCUUCCAAGCUAUCAGUAUUACCUUCCCAAGUGGAGACUAUGAUGUCCAUCAAGAAUGAGACCGAGAUUGAAGGUUUCAGGAGAGCCUAUCUUAGAGAUGGUGCUUGCUUUUCUCGUUUCCUUGCGUGGCUCGAGGCUGAAAUAGUGAAGGGCACCAAGUUAACAGAGUGGGAGGCUGCGGAGUGGCUCAACAAGGAACGAUUCAAGACCGAAAAUAACAUGGGACUAGCUUAUGAGAACAUAAGUGCUUCGGGUCCUAACGCUGCUUCCCCUCAUUAUGGGCCAACUAAGGAGACGGCGGGACUUAUCGACACUCUCACCCCUUAUUUGAACGACUCCGGAGGACAAUAUCUCGAUGGUACUUGCGAUACAACCCGGACAGUACAUUUUGGAACGCCCGCCGACGAUCAGUGUGAAGCUUAUACACGGGUGUUGCAAGGACAUAUUGCAAUAGACACUGCUAUAUUUCCAGAAGGAACCACAGGCCUGCAACUUGAAGUUUUGGCACGCAAUAAGUUGUGGAAGGAGGGGCUGACUUACCUGCACGGCACUGGACACGGAUUUGGGUCUUACAUGAACGUACAUGAGGGACCACAGGGAUUUGGGAUUCAUGUUCCUUUCAGGUUGGGUCAUGUCGUCACGAACGAGCCUGGAUUCUAUCAACCGGAACAAUUCGGUGUUCGAAUCGAAUCAUCUCUUGUCGUGAAGAAAGUCAGGACCAAGGGAAACUUUGGUGGCGAUAUUUGGCUUGGAUUUGAACGUUUGACUCGUGUUCCCAUUGAUACUCGGAUGGUGAAGAGAGAAUUGCUUACGACAGAUGAGAGACGAUGGCUGAAGGAUCAUAACGACAUGUGCCUGAAGGACUUGACUCCGUUACUCAAGAAUGAUAAAUGCGCGAUGGAAUGGCUCGAACGACAAGCUCGCCUCGCCGAUGCACUUUUGCAUUAG
Molecule: messenger RNA, 2001 nt
Organism: Marasmius oreades (fairy-ring Marasmius)
Lineage: Eukaryota; Fungi; Basidiomycota; Agaricomycetes; Agaricales; Marasmiaceae
Exons: 14
Coding region: 1-2001 (666 amino acids)
Molecular function (GO): metalloaminopeptidase activity
Source: RefSeq, a predicted model, not a curated record